UCCAAUAUAUUUUCCAAAAAUCAAUAUUUUUUUAAACAUCUUAGUCUCUACAGCUGCUCUUCCUCAGACCCAUACAUACAUCUUGUGAUCAUGCUGCCUGUGUUUCUCCUUGCCUCCAUGACCGUCUUGGGGGCUACCACCUUGAUGGGAAUUGUCACAAAUUCUAUAAUCAUAGUCGUGAAUGUUGUAGACAAGAUAAAGGGCAAAAGCUUUAGCUCUUCGGACCUCAUUCUUGUCACACUUGGUAUGUCGAACAUCACUUUCCAAAUCGCCAUGACUGCAAAUGACUUCUUGACCAUUUUAUGGAGUGAUUUGUAUUUCUCAGAUGCAGUUUAUGUUACUUUCAAUACUUUGCUGUUUUUACCCAUUUUCUCCAGCUUUUGGUUUACUGUAUGCCUAUGUGUCUACUACUGCUUGCAGAUUGUCAUAUUCACCCAUCCUUUUCUUGUGCGUCUCAAACUUGGAAUCUCUCGACUUGUGCCAUUUCUCCUGGGAGCUUCGGUGUUCACAUCUGUAGUGAUCAGUAUUCCAGCAUUAUGGAGCACCUACAAGGACCCCCAAAAUGCCAAUUUUUCAAGCAAUCAGAGUUUUGAAAUUGAAGUACCCAAGCUGAGUGUUGUCUACUUAUUUUCCAGUAACAUUAUUGGAUGUUCACUUCCACUGGUACUUGUUGGGGUUUCCAAUUGUCUGAUCAUUAAGUCACUCAUAAGAAAGAGCACCAUGCUAGAGAAAAACAAGAGUGAUGUCAGCAGCCCACGAACUGAUGCCAGAGAGCGAGCAGCAAGAACCGUUGGUUGCUUAUUACUACUAUACAUGACCUUCUAUAUCUCUGAGAUCUUGAUGUUUAUUGAUUUUUUCCCACCUAGUAGCCCUGGAUUUUGUACCUGCUUAAUGGUCAUUUAUGUCUACUCACCUACGCAGUCAAUCAUUCUCAUUUUUGGAAGCCCCAAACUGAAGAAAGCAUCGCUGACCCUUCUCAAGUUGCCAAUGAAAUGUGGCAGGGAGCAGAAAGAGACACCCAAGAUUCUUUUUAUUAGACUUAGAUUGCAAAGAGCAUUAAACCACAAGGACAGCUAA
Xenopus laevis (African clawed frog) is the source of this 1077-nucleotide messenger RNA. It is a transcript of the gene t2r46.L, whose product is annotated as taste receptor type 2 member 40. Bases 91 to 1077 code for a protein of 328 amino acids. The record is from RefSeq and is a predicted model, not a curated record. NCBI's taxonomy places the organism in Eukaryota, Metazoa, Chordata, Amphibia, Anura, Pipidae. The transcript has a single exon.